CGUAAACUCCACCAAGUUUCUGAUUACCAACUUCGAAAUUUCUUCUAGAACAUAUUCAUCUAUGCUAUUGAAUCCCCUGAAAGCUGCAUUGAUCUGUAGUAUCCCGUGGUGAGGAAGUUAUCUGAGAGUCCCAACCGGCAAGAUGGUUCAUGCUGAUGCAUCAAACUUUGCCGACGGCAUAACAAAAGAGGACGCCUAUGAGCAAGUGCUCUGGCAGGCCGAGGGCCUGAUCACCGACCAGCGUAACUGGGUCUGUAACCUUUCAAAUGCUGCUUCCCUAUUGUGGCACGCAUAUAAAUCUUUGGGAUCACCGAGCAAGGAUGUGAACUGGGCUGGUUUUUACGUGCUUGACAAAUCAUCCCAAGAUCCGCAACUCAUUCUGGGGCCCUUCCAGGGAAAGGUUGCCUGCCAGACCAUCAAGUUCGGCAAAGGUGUUUGCGGAGCAGCGGCAGCGACCCAAGAGACACAAUUAGUUCGAGAUGUGGAGGAGUUUCCGGGACAUAUUGCUUGUGAUGGAGACAGCAAGAGUGAGAUCGUCGUGCCUAUUGUGGUUACCCAGGACGACGGUUCGAAGAAGCUGGUGGCUAUCAUCGACAUCGACUGCGCUGAGCUGAAUGGGUUUGACGAGGUUGACAAGGUCCAUCUCGAGCAACUGGCAGCUCUCCUUGCCAAGAGCUGUGACUGGUAGCGAUUUUAUACAAAAGCAAUAAGAUAGAACUACCAACGUCAAAAUUGUGCUGGGUUAUUCGUAGAUGUUUCUUUUCCC
This is a messenger RNA of Fusarium verticillioides 7600, 766 nucleotides long. Its product is annotated as GAF protein. Lineage: Eukaryota; Fungi; Ascomycota; Sordariomycetes; Hypocreales; Nectriaceae. Bases 143 to 688 code for a protein of 181 amino acids. Gene Ontology annotation, cellular component: cytosol. The record is from RefSeq and is a predicted model, not a curated record. The transcript has 5 exons. Gene Ontology annotation, molecular function: protein binding; L-methionine (R)-S-oxide reductase activity.